ACGGAGCAAAGAUGGCGGAAUACGACCUCACCACCAAAAUUGCCCACUUUUUAGACCGUCAUCUCGUUUUUCCUCUUCUGGAGUUCCUGUCUGUCAAAGAGAUCUACAAUGAGCAGGAGCUACUUCAUGGAAAACUGGACCUCCUCAGUGACACAAACAUGGUGGACUUUGCCAUGGAUGUGUACAGGAGCCUUUUUCUUGAUAAGGAAAUUCCCCAGACUCUGAGGGAGAAGAGGACAGAGGUGGUGGCCCAGCUCAAGCAGCUGCAGUCAGAGACCGAGCCCAUUGUGAAAAUGUUCGAGGACCCUGAGACCACAAGGCAGAUGCAGUCCACCAGAGAUGGACGAAUGCUCUUUGACUACUUGGCAGAAAAACAUAACUUUCGUCAGGAGUAUUUGGACACUCUGUACAGAUACGCCAAGUUCCAGUACGAGUGUGGAAACUACUCCGGUGCUGCAGAGUACCUUUACUUCUUCCGCGUCUUGGUCCCAUCUACAGACAGGAAUGCCCUGAACUCUCUGUGGGGCAAGCUGGCAUCUGAGAUCCUGAUGCAGAACUGGGAGGCAGCCAUGGAGGACCUCACCCGCCUGAGAGAGACUAUCGAUAACAAUACUGUCAGCUCCCCUCUCCAGUCUCUUCAGCAGAGGACAUGGCUCAUUCACUGGUCUCUCUUUGUCUUCUUCAACCACCCCAAGGGCAGAGACAAUAUCAUUGAGCUCUUUCUGUACCAGCCACAGUACCUCAAUGCUAUCCAGACUAUGUGCCCCCACAUCUUGCGUUACUUGACCACAGCGGUCAUCACUAACAAGGAUGUCCGUAAGCGUCGGCAGGUUCUAAAGGAUUUGGUGAAGGUCAUCCAGCAGGAAUCCUACACCUACAAAGAUCCAAUUACAGAGUUUGUGGAGUGCCUGUAUGUGAACUUUGACUUUGACAGUGCUCAGAAGAAACUCAGGGAGUGCGAGUCGGUUCUUGUGAAUGACUUCUUCCUGGUUGCUUGCCUGGAGGACUUCAUUGAGAAUGCCCGUCUCUUCAUCUUUGAGACCUUCUGCAGGAUUCACCAAUGCAUUAGCAUCAGCAUGCUGGCAGACAAACUGAACAUGACGCCUGAGGAAGCUGAGAGAUGGAUUGUGAACCUUAUCCGCAACGCCAGGCUGGAUGCCAAGAUCGACUCCAAACUGGGUCACGUUGUCAUGGGGAACAACGCCAUAUCUCCAUACCAGCAGGUGAUUGAGAAGACCAAGAGCCUCUCAUUCCGUAGCCAAAUGUUGGCCAUGAACAUUGAGAAAAAAGCGGCCCACAACAGCAGGAACGAGACCCCAAAUUGGGCAGGUCAGGAAUCUGGAUUUUAGCGGCGCAACGGAGACGGAUCCAUCCUGCCCUGUGUUUUUACUACUUUUCUUUUUCCACACUUGUCUCUCAAGGAGCAUAGUACUGUUUUGCACUUGGUACAAGUCAUCAGCAGUUCAAUAAAAGUGACCAACAAAACCA
Messenger RNA from Limanda limanda (common dab), 1488 nucleotides. RefSeq names its product eukaryotic translation initiation factor 3, subunit E, a (gene eif3ea). Gene Ontology annotation, cellular component: cytoplasm; nucleus; eukaryotic translation initiation factor 3 complex. Gene Ontology annotation, molecular function: translation initiation factor activity. The record is from RefSeq and is a predicted model, not a curated record. NCBI's taxonomy places the organism in Eukaryota, Metazoa, Chordata, Actinopteri, Pleuronectiformes, Pleuronectidae. Gene Ontology annotation, biological process: translational initiation. The transcript is spliced from 13 exons. The coding region runs from base 12 to 1349 and encodes 445 amino acids.